AUGCCCAGAGAAUCUUCCAAAGGCGACCCUCGGAUCACCUUCAAGAAAGUCCACAGCCUGAACCGAAUUGGUGAUCGAGCCCCAACCCGCACCCAACGUCAACUAGCUGCCAACGUUGAGCCCAAGAAACAUUCUCAGCAUCUCCCAGUACACAUUCAUGUCCACAAAUCUAAGCAACCCGAAGGCAAAAGAGAUGACACGCUGCCAGGAGGAGACGGGGUUGGGGGUACGGCAUCGAGCCAGGUUACACCAUUUUGGGGUAUCGUAUCCCCGCCCCGGAGCUCUCCGCCUUUCCACUUCGAGAUCACGCUUUCUGGACGAGACGCGGAUUUCGUAGUCACAAACGGAAGAGAAUCUUUGGAAGGCUCACUUGAGUCGGCAAGAUGCGGCAGCUGUGGUCAUUUCGGACAUCGCCUCAUCGACUGCAUCUUUAUGGACAAGAACGGGUUCGUCUCGGGAUGUCCUCUCUGCAACGACAAGAGACACAGGUGGGACGACUGCAAGCGGAAGCAUGAAUUGUCGGAACGAGACGUGUACCAUGUCGUCGUCCAACGGCGAGGCAACAAGCCCGCCAUCGCUUCAUCGCAGCCCUGGAUCCAGCUCGUCGCCCGCGCUCAGCUCAAGAUGUUCCGUGUGAGGGGCUCCACAACGGGCCCGUUCCCAUGGACUGCCAAGCUCGCUCAGAGCAUCAGAAACGGCAACUUCAGAACCAAGAAGAGUGUCAUGCCCGUUCUUUUCCACGUGUGGUACAACUACCGAGAUGACGAGGGCUCGGGUCCGAGGAACAGGUUUCUUGUGUCUGAUCCCGUCACGAGUUCUCUGCGAGCUGUCGGAGUCAACGCUAAGAGGCUUAUGAAAUUGGAGGUUUGCUCUCCACAGUCGUGA
Molecule: messenger RNA, 885 nt
Organism: Colletotrichum higginsianum IMI 349063
Lineage: Eukaryota; Fungi; Ascomycota; Sordariomycetes; Glomerellales; Glomerellaceae
Exons: 1
Coding region: 1-885 (294 amino acids)
Molecular function (GO): nucleic acid binding; zinc ion binding
Source: RefSeq, a predicted model, not a curated record